Molecule: messenger RNA, 2146 nt
Organism: Chrysochloris asiatica (Cape golden mole)
Lineage: Eukaryota; Metazoa; Chordata; Mammalia; Afrosoricida; Chrysochloridae
Gene: LMOD2
Product: leiomodin 2 (cardiac)
Exons: 3
Coding region: 159-1808 (549 amino acids)
Biological process (GO): muscle contraction; pointed-end actin filament capping; myofibril assembly
Cellular component (GO): striated muscle thin filament; myofibril
Molecular function (GO): tropomyosin binding
Source: RefSeq, a predicted model, not a curated record
GCAUCGUCACAGCCCCGUAUCACCACUCUUAAAAGGUUAUCUCAACCACUCCUAGCACCAGUUGCUGGCCAGCCUGCCCACUCACCUCCCUGCCGGCUUCUGGCUGCCUUGAAUGCCUGCUUCUUCAAGCUCCUUGUGGGUCUGACAAAGCAGGGACCAUGUCUACCUUUGGCUACAGACGAGGACUUAGCAAAUAUGAGUCCAUUGAUGAGGAUGAACUACUUGCCUCUCUGUCAGCCGAAGAGCUGAAGGAGCUCGAGAGGGAGUUGGAAGACAUUGAACCAGAUCACAGACUACCAGUGGGGUUAAGACAAAAGAGUCUGACAGAGAAAACUUCCACAGGCACGUUCAGCAGAGAGUCGCUCAUGGCCUACUGGGAAAAGGAAUCCCAAAAAAUCCUGGAGAAGGAGAGGCUGGCCGAGUGUGGAAAGGUUGCAGACGAAGACAAAGAGGAGAGCGAGGAAGAACUCAUCUUCACUGAAAGUAACAGUGAGGUUUCUGAGGAGGUGUAUACAGAAGAGGAGGAGGAGUCCGAAGAGGAAGAGGAAGAAGAGGAGGAAGAAGAAGAUAGUCAUGAAGAGGAAAGCACCAUCGAAAAUGCAAAAGGUAUCAAUGGCACUGUAAAUUAUGAUAGUGUGGAUUCAGACAACUCUAAGCCAAAGACAUUUAAAAGUCAAAUGGAAAACAUAAACUUGACCAAUGGCCAAAGUAGAAGAAACACAGAGUCUCCUGCUGGAAUUCAUCCUUGUGGAAACCCUACGGUGAUCGAGGAUGCUUUGGAAAAGAUUAAAAAUAACGACCCUGACACCGUAGAAGUCAACUUGAACAACAUAGAGAACAUCACAACGCAGACUCUCACCCGCUUUGCUGAAGCCCUCAAGAACAACACGGUGGUGAAGACCUUCAGUCUGGCCAACACACACGCUGAUGACAGCGCCGCUGUGGCCAUUGCGGAAAUGCUCAAAGUCAACGAGAACAUCACCAGCAUCAACGUGGAGUCCAACUUUAUCACGGGGAAGGGGAUCCUGGCCAUGAUGAGGGCUCUGCAGCACAACACGGUGCUCACGGAGCUGCGUUUCCACAACCAGAGGCAUAUCAUGGGCAGCCAGGUGGAGAUGGAGAUCGUAAAGCUGCUGAAGGAAAACACCACACUGCUGCGGCUGGGGUACCAUUUUGAGCUCCCAGGACCAAGGAUGAGCAUGACGAGCAUUUUGACGAGGAAUAUGGAUAAACAGAGGCAAAAGCGUAUGCAGGAGCAGAAACAGCAAGAGGGUUGUGAUGGAGGCGCCAACCUCAGGACCAAAGUCUGGUCAAGAGGAACUCCUGGCUCUUCGCCUUAUGCAUCUCCCAGGCACUCUCCCUGGUCAUCCCCCAAACUGUCCAAGAAAGUCCAAAGUGUGAGAAGCCGGCCUCUCUCGCCAGUGGCCACACCUCCUCCUCCUCCUCCUCCUCCUCCUCCCCCUCCUCCCCCACAAGCCCUGGCACCUCCUCCCCCUCCUCCUCCUCCUCCACUCCCAGAGACAAAGUUAAUCACCAGAAACAUCGCAGAAGUGAUCAAGCAGCAGGAGAAUGCUCAGCGGGCACUACAAAAUGGACAGAAAAAGAAAAAAGGGAAAAAGGUGAAGAAACAGCCAAAUAUCCUAAAGGAAAUAAAAAAUUCCCUGAGGUCCGUGCAAGAGAAGAAAGUGGAAGACAGUUCCCGACCUUCCACUCCACAGAGAUCCGUCCAUGACAACCUCAUGGAAGCUAUCCGGGGAAGCAGCAUCAGCCGGCUGAAGCGGGUGGAGGUUCCAGAAGCACUUCGAUAAAAACACGAUCUUUAGAAGAGGAUACAGAAUUGUUCUGUGGUAUCAAAGUAAAAUGCAUUGUGAGAUGUUUCUAAAAUACCUCCUCCAAUUUGAAAUGGCCUCUGACUUUAAAAAGUAGCCUCACCUAUUAGUCCCAGAGAGAAUUUAAAGAAAGAAAUAGCAUGUUUCUUUUGUAAAUAUGAAAAUAAACUUCUUUUUUAUGUCAUGAGAUUUGUAUUGGCAAGAAGUAGUUUAUUCAAAGAUUUUCUUCAUAUCUCUGGAUGCAUUGGUAACUCUGAACUGUAAUGAGAUAACUAGCUGUGCUGUUGUGUUUGCAAUCCCAAUACAUUUGGAUUCAA